AUGGAAUUUUUCGCCAUCAUUUUGAUGGUUGCAGUCAUGUCUUCUUCUGAGUACUUAGACAACGACAUUCUGGCGAUGACCAAUGAAUUUAAUAGGCAGCUGAAUUAUUGGGCAGGACUUGCACUCAAAAAAAUCUUUGGUAAACUGAAAGUGUGUUUCAACAAGAUAAAUAUGAAGCAAGCCGGACAAUUCACAACAUACAUCAAAAUCUUGCCUAAAGGCGGUAUUCAGACAUACGAAGGCGAAGCAAUCGUUUGGAAGCGAAUUGAGAGAACUGUUCUUUUUACCCCUCUAGCCGUUUAUCCACAACUGGCAAAAUAUGGAGUUCAAUUAGAGCGGGUACGCCCUUCAAUGAUUGAUUCUGUAAGAUCGUGUGGUUAA
This is a messenger RNA of Cylicocyclus nassatus, 381 nucleotides long. NCBI's taxonomy places the organism in Eukaryota, Metazoa, Nematoda, Chromadorea, Rhabditida, Strongylidae. The record is from the annotation of a GenBank genome assembly.